This is a messenger RNA of Dermacentor andersoni, 4783 nucleotides long. RefSeq lists its product as uncharacterized. The record is from RefSeq and is a predicted model, not a curated record. Lineage: Eukaryota; Metazoa; Arthropoda; Arachnida; Ixodida; Ixodidae.
AAACGCUGUCGCGGCUCGGUCUGUCCUCAAGAUGGCCGCUGCGUGGUUGCCAUGGCAGUCUCGGUUCGCCGCCGCUGCACGAGAUAAAUCAUUAGCUGCUGCGACAACGUAAACAGGAAGACGCAGUCGGCCGGACAUGUCAUCGAGCGAAUAUUCAGAAGGCGACAGCCUAAGUCGCAGUGACGAGUCCCUGUCGGCAGAAGACGAUGGUGAGGAUAUCAUGUACCAGCUGUCCGUGUUCUGGCCCUACCCAAAGGGUCCUGACGCUUCGCUGAGAAAGGGUCCCAGCCUCGCAAACCUCUCAAAACGGACUGUGCUCUGCAAGGGCCCGAACCCACAGAACCGGCGCGGACCAGAUCCUUCACUGCACAAUGGGCCAGAUCCCAAGAACCACAGCGGCAUCAAGUGGCGCGCUGACUGCGCCGGCUGGAAGGGCCCCAAGGCAGACGCCAUGCUUUUGCUGGCAAAGCCCAAGAGGCGCCGCAGGAGGGGUGCCAAACACGUGGCCACGCCUUCCGCCGCGGGAGAGCGCACCGACGAGGACGAGUCCGACAGUGGCCGCGCCAACUGCACACCGCCUGUCAGAGUGCACCGCAAGGAGUCUGAGGUGUGACUCACGCCUCAGCCGAAUGAUUAUUGCUGCCAUCUCUGCUGCUGCUGCCUGCACGCUGCUUCACCUUCACUGAUGCCACACCAGGAGCAUGCUAAGAGUUACGCCUGGCACAGUAGGAAAUACAGAGAACAAUAAGGCGACAACAGCACCCUAAUCUGGCACCCGAGCAACGGUGCCAUUUGUACGUGAGAAUCAUUCGCAAGAAUGGGCACCGACCAAUCAUGAUGGCGAACGAGAUGGCAUACCGACGGUGGCGGCCAAUUAAACAUCCCUUGUUACCGAAAACAGCUGGCAACCCGAGUGACCUAGGUCCGCAAUAAAAAGAAAUAUAUGUUAGAAGAAUGUACUGAAAAGCCGUUUGUAAGAACGGGUGUGAAAAGCUUUGUAAUUAUGGUACCUGAAGAGAGACUCGCAAGUCUUGCAUCCAAAGUGUGCAGUGUGCUGGGGUUAUUUGACACUUGCCGCAAGUUUCUCUCUCUCUCUCUUUCAUUCAUAAAUACUGUGUCAUUAGCGCAAAUGGCCAGUACCCAUUAGUUAAUUCCUACAAGCUGUUAGAUAACAGCACUUAGUCCUAAGUACUCAAUUUGUUCGACUGACAGAUCAGUCGGAGCUCGACUCGGCCACAAUCGGGACUUCAACUACUUUUGAUUACUGCCAUAAGGUAGCGCAUGUUGAAGGUCAGAGGAGAAUGUUAAGUUGACACUACCUAAAAAUAAGGAGAGGAUUCAUGCACAAGCCUGGCUUGCACUGUUAAUGUUGAGCCAGGGACUGCCAGUAAACGUCACAAAAUGUUUUGCUUCACAACCAGAAAUUGUAAUUUUGCUGCCCUGCACUCCAAAAACUUUAGUGUACAGUUGCACAAAUUAUCUUAAAAAAGGAGUAAAAGAACUAUAGAGAAGGUACUGUCGGACACAUGAUGUUAUCUCUAUAGAGGCAUUCACUAAAAUGCAAGAAAAAUUUUUAGCUUCUGGUCAUUUCAGAAUGUCAUAUGGAUAUGGUAAGAGGCCAUGACAGAGUAUGUUGGCGGUCCAUUCGUAGUAUGCAAGAGCAGUACUGCAAUGGCUGUAUUGGCUUUGUGGGCUUUCCUUUAACGGGGUACCCUGCGCCUGAAAACUUUUAAUUCUUUGUCGAUUUCGAUGAAACUUGCCGAGUUUAUGAAUUCUAAUGUGCUAGUUUUGAAUAUACAUCCAGUUUUCUUGCAGAGUAAAUAACUUUCCAGAAAUUGGAAGAAAUUCAGCUUAAUUGUUUGGAGGUUAGCUAUCUACCAAAAUAUGCAUGGCAUAAUAAAUAUCGACAUACGAAAAUGAUGUGGAACUAACAAAGAGUGCAAAUAAGCAAGUAUGGUGUUCUAACCCAAUUUUAUGUCAAAUGAGAACAUUGCAAACUUCACUGAGAUAAAUCCAUCUAACUGCUAAAAAAAUGAGCUUUUAAAAACUUUAAAUGCAACAACGUUAUUUCGUUUCUUUGCACUCUACAUAGCUUUGCCUGUCUGGAAAAAAAGGAAUUACAGGGAUAGCACAAGUAGAAGCACAGAUAAUGCACCUCCAAUACCGCAUCAUCAUCAAACUUGUGGUUUUGAGAAAACAACAAAAACAUUUCUCAACUGAUAUAUUGAAAGAAAGUUUGAAAAAAACUGCACCAAAGGCCAUCAGUGGGCACUAGUAGGCGCCUAUUCAUGGUUGUUUGGCCUUUACCGGUCGACGACAUACCAUGCACUGCGAGUACGUUCAAUUCAAAAGGUUUACACGUUUCCGGGCUCUCAAUUCACCGCGAGCUCCGUCCAGACGGAACUUCAGCGCAGAUCUGGCAAACCACAGCCAGUUUAGUAGCGAGACCGUAUACCUGAUCGCUCCGCACCAGCUACGCAGAACCACCUCAAGUAUUACCUGAGAAAACACCGAGAAUAUUGUUCAUUGCUGCAAAUCCGACAACGUAUGGAGUAGCGGGCUUCGCGACCGAGGCUGUUGCACUAUCGGCGGUCGGAUCAACAAAACGCCGACUCUUUCGCUCCGCGGCUGUCGUAGAUGCAAUCUUGUCGAGCGUAGUUUUCUCGUGUGAUCUUAUCUUAUCCACUUCCUCUUCAGUUACGACAGCCGUAUUCAAUUCUUACGCGAGUGUAACCGGCGUGUGGAUAUGCGUGAUGCGGCAAAGCAGUGAGGCGUCGACGUUCGGCGGCGAGCUGCCAGGUAUUCCGUGCUGACCUCGACGACGGAAUCGCUUUCGGAAGUAUAUUGCGUCUUGUACUACGUUUCCGCCCGUAACGAUUCACGGAACGAAGCUUUGUCGGACCUCCAGCAUACCCAGCGUCGCAGUCGCGAGAAUAAGACAAAAUGGCGGCUGUUUUGUCGUUUGAGCGAGCGCUCGUGGUCCUUCGAGCCAAUCAUGACUCGCCAUCUUGAUCACAUGCUCAAACUGACCGAUAAUUCCUCCAUGCCGAUAAUAGCGUGCACCGGCGUGCACCGCGAUUUUUUUUCUGUUGUUUUUAUUGUGAUCGCAGCGCCGGCAAUGUUGCCUAUCAACGAAUAAAGAAAGCCAGAAACGUGAGCUUUCGAAUGACACCAAAACGGCGCUGAUAGAAAGCGCAGUCAUCGAGUUAUGCGCGACGAAAAUCGGGCGCGAUUUGUCCCCAAUUUAAAGGGCAACGCUUGCGAAUUCGCGCCUUUGAAUCACAAUAACGCGGCAUUUUGUAACCAAAUUUCGGAGAUAGGCGCGGAAACGCGUAAGGAACGCGGAAAAUAAAAAUUGAAAAUUCGAAUUUUGGGCCGAUUUUCGGUCCCUAAGACCCGAGUCCACCCUUAACUGAAGAAAAAAAAAUCACCAAUAAUUACGGUACUUACUAAUGUGAACUUCAAGCACAGCUGUUUAUGUGCUUUGAAUUCGCGAUAUAUAGUGGCAAAGAAAUUGAUUCUGAAUGACAAGGUCCUCUAAGUGGCGGCGCGGCAAAGAGUUUGAUUCUGAAUGACAAGGUCCUGAGAGGACCUUGUCAUUCAGAAUCAAAUUCUUUGCCACUAUAUAUCGCGAAUUCAAAGCACAUAAACAGCUGUGCUUGAAAUUCACAUUAGUAAGUACCGUAAUCAUUGGUGAGCCUCUGCUCUGGCAGCUCGUUCAGUAGCAGCGAGAUGAAGCAUUUCCACCCGUUGCGUCACUCAUUGUUAAGAAAGAAAGUGUGAACACGGGAAUGCGUCGCACGUGGAGCGCAUUCUCUGGCAGUGGCGGCAAAGGCAAAGUAACGCUUGCGCAGUGGGUCCGAAGCCCACGCCAGCGCUGUUUCCAUAUAUGGUAUCUGUGGACGCGCUUGCCGCAUGCCUGGUCGCCGCUGUAGAGCACAUCUUGUGCGGCACUCCGCUUUCCUCCUCACGCUUUCACCAUACUCUCCUCCUCUGCCUUCCUCCUCAAGCUCUCUUUGCUAUUGCCGUCUUUCAUCCCCCGCUGCGCUCCGCGUUCUCUUUCAUCCUUCGCUGUGCUCGUUCGCUCGGUUACGCUGCGGGGCGCUCACGCUCAACGCAGGAAUGGGCACCUAAGAGCUGCGCUCUAAAAAGCACUAUGCAAAAUAUAGCAUGCUGUAAACAAACCAAACUGAGGUUUUGAAAUGUGCAGUAAGGGAUUGUUCACAUAGUGGUCAUAAAUUUAAUUAAAAUGUUAAUUAGUCAUUACUGCUGGCAGCUUUUUUUAGAUGGCUGAUAACAAUACAAAGUUUGUUUCACCCUUAUACAGGGCUUGUCAAGGUGUUCAUUGACAGAGCACGCAAGGAGCGAGAGGUUGAACUCAGUGCAGCAGUCAGGACCAACCCCGUGCUUAAAGCGCUGGUGAUGCAUCUGACUGACCAGCACUUCUUCAUUACAGCCUUUCUUUUUUCUUAACUUUAUGCAUGUUUAGCUAGGCCACUCAACAUAAUUGCAGCCAUAAGUGCAUAACUAAGAUGUGAAGGCACCUAAGAGAGAGAGAGAGAGAUACACAGUCAAGCAAUUAUCUGCAGCUGUGAGUAAUUUCAGUUAAGCUUGCACCAUUAGAAGGCAGUUCCAUAUACCACUGCCUUAAGGUGAUUGAAGCAUUAGUGAGACAGAUUAAUUUUUAGUUUUGUACUACACAUGUGUUUGUCAUAAACGAUGCUAUCUGGUGCAAGUUCCAGGAAUUCUGUAUGUAUACUAUAAAGUUAUCACUUUCACAGGG